AAAUUUCACCCGAUCUCCUUCCCAUAGCUGCUGCCCCAUCCACCUCCGACCACCGCUCCGCCCAUUCCCGGUUACCUGCGGCCGCGCGACCACCGGCGACUACCCUCACGGCCACCGGCGACCACUCCGGUCUCUGCUCCAUCCAAGCUCUUAGGGAAUCUUUAGGGAUAUCUCAACGCUUCUGUUCAAUUGAAUUCAGUUUCUAUCAUAUUAGUAUCUAGUACCAAGCCCGAAGGUAAAGAACGUACCAAUGGGAACACAACCCCAGCAAACAUGUCCAGAAGAAGAGGAGGAGGAGCUGCCAGGUCGUGGAGCUACAUUUUCUGGUCAAUCAAUGUCAACAAGCAGAAGUGUUGGCUCACCAUCCAGCCGGAGUGAACAGACAAUGGCAACACCAGCUAGUGAGAGCACUUUUCUUAGAUUAAACCAUCUUGACAUACAUGGCGGUGACGAUGUUGGAACACAGGGUGCAGUUGGUAGCAACAAAAAAAAGAGAGGCCAACGUGCUGUUGGAGGUGAUAAGAGUGGAAGAGGGCUACGCCAAUUUAGUAUGAAAGUGUGUGAGAAGGUAGAAAGCAAGGGAAGAACAACUUACAAUGAGGUAGCAGACGAACUGGUUGCUGAAUUUGCUGAUCCAAGCAAUAGCACUUUAUCCCCAGAUCAGCAACAAUAUGAUGAGAAAAACAUUCGUCGAAGAGUGUAUGAUGCUUUGAACGUUCUCAUGGCGAUGGAUAUUAUUUCAAAGGAUAAAAAGGAAAUACAAUGGAAGGGUCUUCCUCGUACUAGUCUGAAUGAUAUUGAAGAACUAAAGACCGAGCGUCUUGGGCUAAGGAAUAGAAUUGAAAAGAAAAGAGCAUAUUUGCAAGAACUGGAGGACCAAUACAUAGGUCUUCAGAACCUUAUACAACGAAAUGAGCAAUUAUAUAGCUCAGGAAAUGCUCCCAGCGGUGGUGUAUCCCUGCCUUUUAUUCUGGUGCAGACACGCCCCCAUGCAACUGUUGAAGUGGAAAUAUCAGAAGAUAUGCAACUUGUGCAUUUUGAUUUCAAUAGCACUCCUUUUGAGCUGCAUGAUGACAAUUAUGUUCUCAAGGCAAUGAAAUUUCAUGAGAGACCUGAGAAUGAAAAUAUAACACACAAUCCUACUGAUGGAGGUGAAGGUUCUAGCAUGUCAGGUUUGUAUCAUGCACAGGUUGCUACUUUAGUUUCAAACCCGGCAGUUAGGCCGCCUCCCUCAUCACCACCACUACCUGGAAUAUUAAAGGCAAGAGUUAAGAAUGAGCAUUGAUCUGCAAUUGUCAUAUUGUCUUGCCUCUUUAGGAAUGUUUGUAUAUAUUGUAAAAUAAUUUGCCUGCAAUUAAUUGUCUGUCUUUAUAUUCAGCCAACAUCGCCAAAGUCAAUCUCUAGGUUAGAAGCAAAUUGGUCCUCUUGCUUCUCUCUAUUCUUAGGGAUUGAUUUUGUCAAAUUCAUUGCUAAUGCUAACCCGCAUCAAGUAUUUGCCCUUUCGCAGCUAGAGAAAUUUGUUUGUAUUAGUUCAUAAAAAUCAUGGAAUGCUACACAUCAGCAUAGGAUUUAUUUUUUUGUUCACAUUUUUUAGACUGAAUUAUUGCACCUGGGCUAAUACAUCUUGCAAUAUAAUUUUGGGGGAAGAAGC
Lotus japonicus is the source of this 1651-nucleotide messenger RNA. Its product is annotated as transcription factor-like protein DPB. Gene Ontology annotation, molecular function: DNA-binding transcription factor activity, RNA polymerase II-specific; RNA polymerase II transcription regulatory region sequence-specific DNA binding. The transcript has 10 exons. Gene Ontology annotation, cellular component: transcription regulator complex; nucleus. Gene Ontology annotation, biological process: regulation of transcription by RNA polymerase II; regulation of cell cycle. NCBI's taxonomy places the organism in Eukaryota, Viridiplantae, Streptophyta, Magnoliopsida, Fabales, Fabaceae. The record is from RefSeq and is a predicted model, not a curated record. The coding region runs from base 251 to 1285 and encodes 344 amino acids.